AAACGCAUUUUCUUAUGAGUUUUUCAUGAACGAAGUCGCGUUCGCAACAGGAACAUAAAAGUUGGAGAAUCGAUUCAAUUUUCUAUUCAUGAAACAACAGAAUCGAUGAUUGACAGAUAUUUGUAACGGUUCUUUUUGCUUGGAGGAGUAUGUUGGUUCUCAGAGCGACGCUCACUAAUCGAUUUCCAGCUACCGCUGUGUUGCGACCGGUUGUUCAGGAUUCCUUAUUUCGAAGAAAUUUCGCCGCAAGUGCUAAUCCCGAAGCGAAGAUGUCGUUUGAAGCUGAAAAGCAAAAAUUCUUAACCAUGCCGUUGGAAGAGAAAAGAAAAUACUAUAAAGGAAGCAUUACCACAUUGGAUCAAAUACCGUCAUGGGUGAAUUAUUGGAAUGAGAACAAAACGAAUAUCGGGAUAAUGACGCUUGAGAAAGUCGAAAAAAUCGACGAAGAAGUAGCUAAGAAAGUCUCUAUGUGGCAAGGUGACAUUACUUCCCUAACGAUAGACGCGAUCGUAAAUGCCGCAAAUUCGAGCCUUCUUGGCGGUGGUGGAGUUGAUGGAGCUAUUCACAGAGCCGCUGGACCAAAUUUAAAGAAUGAGUGUGCUACUUUGAGAGGAUGUCGAGUUGGAGAGGCUAAAAUAACUGGGGGUUACAUGUUGCCUGCAAGAUAUGUCAUUCAUACCGUUGGACCCCAAGGAGAGAAACCAGAGAAGUUGAGAGAAUGUUAUGAAAAUAGUCUUGCUGUAGCCAAAGAAAAUGGACUGCGCACCAUAGCUUUUCCUUGCAUAUCAACAGGAAUAUACGGAUACCCUCAAAGACCAGCCGCUAAAGUAGCUUUGGCUACGGUAAAGAAGUUCCUACUCAACAACAAAGAGGUGGAUAGAGUCAUAUUUUGUCUAUUUUUAAAAAGUGACAAAGACAUAUACGAAGAGUUAUUACAGAAGUAUUUUGCCAUCGAUUAGAUCCUUACUGAUUAUUAUCCAAUGAAUGGAGUACAAAGCAAACAUAAAACUGUAUAAGA
Molecule: messenger RNA, 1018 nt
Organism: Dufourea novaeangliae
Lineage: Eukaryota; Metazoa; Arthropoda; Insecta; Hymenoptera; Halictidae
Product: macro domain-containing protein CT2219-like
Exons: 6
Coding region: 150-959 (269 amino acids)
Biological process (GO): peptidyl-glutamate ADP-deribosylation; purine nucleoside metabolic process; DNA damage response
Cellular component (GO): nucleoplasm
Molecular function (GO): ADP-ribosylglutamate-[protein] hydrolase activity
Source: RefSeq, a predicted model, not a curated record